This is a messenger RNA of Gadus chalcogrammus (walleye pollock), 1899 nucleotides long. It is a transcript of the gene rab34a, whose product is annotated as RAB34, member RAS oncogene family a. The record is from RefSeq and is a predicted model, not a curated record. Gene Ontology annotation, biological process: endocytosis; phagosome-lysosome fusion. NCBI's taxonomy places the organism in Eukaryota, Metazoa, Chordata, Actinopteri, Gadiformes, Gadidae. Bases 431 to 1231 code for a protein of 266 amino acids. The transcript has 11 exons. Gene Ontology annotation, molecular function: GTPase activity; GTP binding.
UAAAGUCAAGAAUAACAAUAAAAACCACAACGACGACAGACAAAUUAGUUAUGGACUUCGUUACAAAGAGUUGACAAAGCAAUAACCAAAGCCUAUAACGGAACGGAUAUCCCUCUAGAAAAUCCAUCCCUCUCUAUCUCGUCUCUCAUCGUCAAUCCCAUUGUCCUGAAAGUCCCGCCCUCCCUCUCGAGAAUAACACCCGUUUGAGGCAUCCCUUUCCCGGCAUCCCGUCCUGAGACGAGAACGGGGGAACUGAGUCAGCGGUACAUUUCCUCUAUCAUUCCCUGUGUGGAUUGAUCUUCAUCUGUAUGUGGAUUGAUCGUCUCUACAUUUGUGGGAUUAUUACAUGCGCUAAACUCAUACGGACGCCCCGUUUCCACAAGCCUACUCAGACUAUAUGACCUGCUUAUGAGAUCUCCUCGGAUGCCCCAUGUCUUACCGGGUCUCCUCCAUGAGUGUUCUUCCUCCCGUCCGAAAGGACCGGAUCAUCGCUGAGCUACCCAAGUGUUACAGUAAAGACGCUGCUCUGCACACCAAGGAUGAGUUCACCAAGAAAGUGAGGACGGCAUGUCAGGAGCAACGCACCGGGACUGUGGGGUUUAAGAUAUCCAAGGUGAUUGUGGUUGGUGAUCUGGCAGUGGGAAAAACCUGUCUUAUUAACAGGUUCUGCAAGGAUGCCUUCGACAAGAACUACAAGGCCACCAUUGGCGUUGACUUUGAGAUGGAGCGAUUUGAGGUGCUGGGGGUGCCAUUCAGUCUGCAGUUGUGGGACACUGCAGGACAGGAGAGGUUUAAGUGCAUUGCUUCCACGUACUACAGAGGGGCGCAAACUGUGAUUAUUGUUUUCGAUGUAAAUGACGUGGCCAGCUUGAGCCACACAAAGCAGUGGCUUAUUGACGCCAUGAAAGAAAACGAUCCCACAAACAUUCAGAUUUUCCUGGUCGGAACCAAGAAAGAUCUAAGUUCUCCUGCGCAGUACGCUCUGAUUGAGAAGGAUGCCAUUAAAGUAUCCCAGGAGAUGAAGGCCGAGUACUGGGCCCUCUCCUCCCUGACCGGGGAAAACGUGAAGGAGUUUUUCUUCCGCGUGGCUACUUUGGCUUUCGAGGCGAACCUCCUCGCUGAGCUGGAGAAAAGCGGGACGAGGCAAAUCGCUGAUAUCGUCAAAAUCAACAGCAAUUCAAACAAUCUCAACGCAUCGUCCAAGAAGAAACAGCCAAAUUGUUGUCAGUAAGCCUGGAAGCACGACUGUUAACUAAAGGAAUUAAAGGGGAGACUUCCUCUUUGGCCAGCACUUCAUGGGAUGUGUAGAAGUGGACCAGGAGAAAGCAACACAGUGUUUUUUAACAGACUUGGGAUAUGUUUUCCAAUAAUUGGAAGUGGAUAUAUGUGUUUGGUAAUUUCCACUUGACAAACUAGUCUUUUAUUCCUCUAUUUCGGUACGACCAAAGUGCAAUAUUAAAAACAUCUAGAUGUAGUAAAUUAAUAUGUGUUCGGUUUUAUAUAAUCAGUUAUGCAAUCAAUUGUCAGUGUAAUUUGGAUAUUUGCUACGUCUAAUAUCUUUCAGUCAACACGUUUGGUUGUUUUCAAAAAUAUAUAUAAUGCCUCAGUACAGGCCUAUUGGAGGUUCAUAUCAGUGGGCAUUUGAAUCCGUUUGCUGUAAAUUCAUCAGUUUAAUUUUGUAUUGAAUGGUGUGUGGCCAGUGGAAUAUUUGCAAUAAUUAAACCAAUUUCUUAUCUUUUAUAGAUUUUCUCACUUGCUUAUUAAAAUAUAUAGUUGCAUUCAAAUUAUAUUCUCAGUGGAGUAACAAUAGCUUCAAACUCCUAGAUGGGCCUUAGAAUAUAUUUCUAAAUGUGUGUAUUUUUUUGUACGUUUUCCAUUGCAAUAAAAAAAAUGAUAUUA